AAUUUAUUUAAAUAAAUUAUUUGUAGAUUAGUGAAAAUGUGUGUAAAUCUUACAGUGACAGGAAUGCCGUUUUUUUUACUACUUGGACUUCUUCUUUUCAUUAGCUGUUUCGCGUUCAUCAUAAAUUUUGUGGACACCAUGACCAAUAUUUUAAAAAUAAGAAUCUUUAUGAUUGCUGUAAGUUCUGUGUGCAGCGCUAUACUGUUUUGUUGGAAUGGUCAACAACUGAUUAAUGUGACAGGCAAUAUUUUUUAUACUUUGUCCGGGUCUCCUUGGUACUACUGGAAUCUUAAAAACAUUAAAACUUUUUUGAUAUUUAUGACGAAUUUUACUAAGAAUGAGAGUAUCAUUUGUACUGGGAUUUGUUUAAAUUACAAUUUGUUUGUUUCGUUGGUACGAAUUUCAGUCUCAUAUGCUCUAGUUUUGUACAAUCUUGGCAAAAGUAGUCUCGUUUAA
Messenger RNA from Tribolium madens (black flour beetle), 456 nucleotides. RefSeq lists its product as uncharacterized. Gene Ontology annotation, biological process: detection of chemical stimulus involved in sensory perception of smell; sensory perception of smell. Bases 37 to 456 code for a protein of 139 amino acids. The transcript has 4 exons. Gene Ontology annotation, cellular component: plasma membrane. The record is from RefSeq and is a predicted model, not a curated record. Lineage: Eukaryota; Metazoa; Arthropoda; Insecta; Coleoptera; Tenebrionidae. Gene Ontology annotation, molecular function: olfactory receptor activity; odorant binding.